UCAUAUUUCGUUUGUUUACAACGUUUUUAUGAGUUACCGAACGAAAUUUGAGUGAAGGUGUUUUUAAAUUACAAACUCAAUCUUUCUGAAUGUUUUGCUAGCAAAACAUUCAGGAUGGCAGACAAAGGAAUAGCGGAGGAUCUGCGCUGUAGGGUCUGUUUAGAAUCGGAAGUAAACGAGCUGAUAUCGAUGUUUUGUGUGGGGUCCACACAGAAUAUGCUGCUCUCGCACAUGGCACUGGCUUGUACGGGUGUACUGAUUUCGACUCGAGAUGAGCUGCCGAAACAAGUAUGCGAUACUUGCUUUAGCAAGCUGGAUUUGGCCUAUUCAUUCUGGCGAAGGUGUCGUCAGUCAUGGGGCGAAUACCGUAAGCUGCCCGACACUACGCAAAACGAAGACGAAGAUCUCCGAUGCCGGAUAUGUUUGAGUCAUGAGGUAGAAGAACUUGUCUCUUUGUACUGCAUUUGUGACAGUCAGCUGAUCAAAAUUAACGAAAUGAUCAACGAAUUUGCUGGGUUGGCGAUUGAGGAAAAAGAUGGCUUCCCACAGUACAUAUGUGACGACUGUUUGGCACAACUAGACGCAGGGUUUGCGUUUAGGAAGCGUUGUCGUAACUCGAACACGUUGCUCCGGAAGCAGGCUCGGGAAAAGUCAACCCAGUUGAAUGGUGUGUCCACCGUGAAAGUACUCUUUCCAAGCACUAUUUCAGUGGACAAGGUUCCGGGUACAAUUGGCACAAACAAUAACAGCUUGGCUCGGAACACUCCUUCAGGCGCGAAAAAGCAAUUGCGUGUGCCAAAGCCAGUCACAGUAAAUAAUAGAAUACAAGAUAUUCGCCAUGCACCAGAUGCAACAUCGAGUAAACUGUCUCCACGCCCAAAAAGUAGCAAGAAAAAUAACAAGGAGCAAUCCACGAUACGACUUACAAGUGAUUCAAGCGGUUCUCUACUUUCGAAAAGACAAGGAAAAAUCAAUCAUCCAGAGGUAUUUGACCAGGUCAUUGAUUCCAUCAUGGGGGAAGAAUGUGGCCCGGGAACUAUGAAAAACGGAUCGAUGCGUUCGAUUGAUAAUAAAAUCAUCCUAAAGAAGACGCCAACGGCCGCUUCAUUCGAUGUGCUGGUCGAAGUGAAUGAUACUGAUAGUGAAAAUCAUUCCUGUGAAACUGAUUCUGAUGAUGAAAACGCUGCAAUAAGUUUGGUGGGAAACGCCAAUGACUAUUCUAGGGUAGACAGCACUCCGCGGGAUCCCAUCGUUCUAACCGCCGACAAUGAAAACAUUUUCGAUCUUUCAAAAGAGACACAGCACUAUAAGAUUUUACGUUUGAAAGGUGAGUUGUGCUGUGGCUGUCAGCGGUUGUACGAUUCCCCGGCAGAACUUAGAAUGCACUGUGUAGAGUAUCAUCCGGUGGGAAUGAUUUGGAAGCAUAAUCGCUGCUGUUACUGUCAAGAAACCUACAAAACCAAAGCAGCAUUAACUCGCCACUGCUUACAGAGGGCCAAAAAGUUGUACUAUUGCUGCAAAAUCUGUCGCAACCUCCUGCUGGAAAACGAAGAUGACUUUGCAGCGCAUCGAAGUGCUCGACACUCUAGGCUACAACUUCCUAGCCACCCUCUAGAUGGAAAUAUGCUGCUGGAAUUGGAGAGUGUAUCAUUUAUCUGUAACGAUGAUUUUCUUAGGCUCCUCGGGUUUGUAGUUCGUGUUGGGGAAAUACAUUCCGAUCUGCACAAAUGCAAGCGAAUUGGCGAUCUAACGCAAAACGAAAAGACCAGCAAUUUUGAAACGAAGCAAAUCGAUGUAAGUAGCUUUAUCACAUCGAAACCACAUCAAGAAGUAUUCAGAAUGAGAAGGAUCUGCUGUGUUUGUCGAAAAUCUGGGCCUAAAAUAUCAAUAUCAAUAUAUUGUAUGAUCAGCACACAUCAGAAGACCAUUGCAGGUAUGCUAGAAAUUGUGGGUGGAAUAAAGUUAAAUGAUAGCGAUCGUUUACCUGAUCAAAUAUGCGAUCAAUGUUCGAAGAUCCUCGAUGAUGGAUAUUCAUUGUGGAAACGCUGUCGUGUCCAUCAUCUCAUAAGCAAAUGCAUUGAAGGACAGGAAGAUCAAUACCUACGCUGCCGAAUCUGCACCCAACAGGAUGUGAGCGAAUUAAUUUCCCUUCAUAGCGUGUGUGACACAUGGAAAAUGAAAGUCCAUGAAAUGGUUCGAUACAUAAGCGGUGUGGCCAUUAACAAGAAAGCCAUUGGGCUGCCGCCGUAUGUUUGCGAUGUCUGUCUAGAUGUACUGGAUAAGAGUGUGAGAUUCAAAAAGCUUUGCCUUGAGACGAAUGAAAUUUUGCGCAGUGAAACUUCGUACGCUUGGGAGAAGAUGGCAUUCGAAACCAGCGAUCGGGAUAGCUUGGUAGUCGAUCUGUUUGCAGAAAUAGUCCACAAUGUUGAUACGGGAAAACUUAAGUGUUCGAUAUGCAAAAAUGAUGUAACUUCAAGUUCGCAACUUAGUAGUUGCGACGGGUGUUUAUUGAAAUUUCAAAAUAUAACUGAAAUAAACAAUAUUGAAAAUGAGAAAGACAACAUAAUUCAAACGGAAGACGACGUAAUUGAAACGGAAGGCAAUGUCAUUGAAACAGAAGACAACGAAGCAAACAUAGAUUCAAAGACGGCUCAAUUUUUCGAUCUUCUUGAGGAUGCCUCUGAUGGAUUAUUUCUCAAGAUUCGACGCAAAGGUCCAGUCUGCUGCGGCUGCAACAAAAUAUUCUUAUCGGAAAAUGAUUUACAUGAACACAGAUUGGAAGUGCAUCCACCAAUUGACGUUAAAAAUCAGUAUUAUUGUGAAUUUUGCCGACGUAAUCUGGAAUCUAAAACGCAGUUGGAGAAUCACCACAGAAAUAUGAGGAGCGACAUAUUUAUGUAUUGCAAAAUAUGUCGAAAAAUACAAACUGAUCCAAAACGACAUAAAAAACUAUCUCAUAUUUCGGAGGAAACCUUAAAGAAGUUUAGAAAGCAAAUCACCACGAUCUACGAAUGUUGUAUUACGCAUUGCGACUCGACCUACGACACCCAGAAUCUGUUAUUGAAGCAUUUCGCUGAAACACAUUCUAGAAACGAUUUAGCAGAGAGCAAUACCUGUGGAUAUUGUGACAGAAAGUUUUCCAGUAAGAACGCAUUCCUAGAGCAUAAUACCCAUGCAGUAAUGAAGGAGAAAUUUUUCUGCCAGAUAGAUGAAUGCACCUACACAGAUAAUGACUUGCACGGUAUUAUUAUGCAUUGCUCCGAUCAGCCUCACAACGCUAUGCUCACUAGUACAAACAAACGUGUCAAACCAACACCCAAUAUGGAAAAUUUGACCACGAUUGGAGAUAUUGAUGGCAUAAUUGAUAUUUUGGACAGUAAGGGCAAUUUCUGCUGUGGUUGCCUUCAUUUUUUUAAAACCACUCCAGAAUUCGUAGCACACUGCGAAGCAAACCAUAGCACUGCUACAGGUGAAUUUAGCUGUAAGACGUGUAAAAAAGCGUUUUCAACUAAAAAUACGUUGCGUAUGCAUGAAAGAAAAGGAGCAGAAAAUAUGUUUUACUAUUGCCGCCCAUGUAAACUUUUCUUUUGGGAUAUUCUUGAAAUGAAUCGCCAUAAAGCCUUCGUACACACAGAUAUUGAACCAGAAACGAUGGAUGAUCGUUACGAACGGGUAGCGGAAAGCGCGUUAAUAUGCUGUGGUUGUGAUAAGCAUUUUAAGUACGAAGCGGAACUCAUCGAGCAUCGGCUAAUUAAACAUUCGAGGUUCAUCACGAAAUUUGCCAGACAGUGUCCCGUCUGUGUUAAAAUUUUCGAGUCCCCAGAACUCCUGCAGCGACACAUGGAUAUGGCCGAUAGCAACAUGGUUUAUAAGUGCAAGGCAGCAGAGGAUUGCACUUUCCGAUGCAAGCAACUGUCCACCAUCAAACUUCACGUUACAUUCAAGUCACAUCAAACUGUAAAAGGCUACGUAUAUCUUCGCGAUGUGAAGAUAACCCAGCACGGAUGCUGCUUUAUACAUUGUGACUUUGUUGCUGACAGCUACGAUGAAAUCGUGACACACGCUAACACUAACCACAACGUAGAACGCGAGAAGAACAGGGCACUUCCAGAUUGCCUUGAAAAAAUAUUGUGCCCCGUUUGCUAUAAAAUAAUGGGAAGUAAGAUAUCACUAAUGCGGCAUCAGCGGACUGGUUUGGAUAUAACUUGCAGAUUUUGCAUGAAAACAUUCAAACGAGAAGAGUAUUUCACGCAUGCUGAGGCGUGUCGGAUAAAAACCCCGAAGCAACACAUUUGCUGCAUUUUACAUUGUGACUUCGUUGCUGAUACUUACGAUGAACUCAUCAAACAUGCUGACAUUGAUCACGUAGCAGUGCGUGAAAAAAAUACGAUACUUCCCAAUCGUUAUGAAACAAUGUUGUGUCCCGUUUGCCAUAAAGGAAAGCCAGAUGAAUAUUCCCUGUUUCGUCAUCAGCGUGCAAGACGGUUCACUCGCUGUAAAAUUUGCGGUAAAAAAAUUAAACGAGAAGAGUAUUCCGCUCAUAUUGAAGGAUGUCAGACAACAUCGAAAGCUAAGUGUGGGGAAUGUACUUCAGAUUCACCGUGUUCGAUUCAUUCCAAAACUCAUAGAAAAACGAAGUAUGAAAAACGACAACUUGUUAGUGGCGGUUCUACAGUUUGUAGUAUUUGUGGUAAAUUCUACAAAACUCAAGCCAUGUUGCGUGACCACAUGAUAAUUCACCAGAAUAAACGAAUCUACAGGUGUAAUUUGUGUCCCCUCACUUUCAAUAGCUAUCUCAUUCUAAAGAAUCACGGUCGUGUCCAUACGAAGGAGAAAAAAUUUAAAUGCCGCCAAGGCUGCGAAAAAAUGUUCAAGUGCCCUAGUGAUCGAUCUCGUCACGAGAAGAGUGUACAUUUAGGUAUUAAACCAUUUGGCUGCACCAUCUGUUCGGCCUCAUUUGUACGCGAUCGCGAUCUUCGACUGCAUAUGCGGAAACACACGGGACUAAAGCUCUUCCCUUGUGAUAAUUGUGGUGCAAGUUUCGACGUGAUGAGUGAAUUCAAGCAACACAAAGGAAAAUGUGUGACCACUAAAGGGUCACAAUCGAUCGUAGUCGAGAAUGCCAGUGAAUAAUUCUGAUGAUUCAAAUAUAUUCAUUGUUUUUAUAAAUAAACUAGCUGA
Messenger RNA from Toxorhynchites rutilus septentrionalis, 5181 nucleotides. Its product is annotated as zinc finger protein Xfin. The coding region runs from base 115 to 5133 and encodes 1672 amino acids. Gene Ontology annotation, cellular component: nucleus. Gene Ontology annotation, biological process: regulation of transcription by RNA polymerase II. The record is from RefSeq and is a predicted model, not a curated record. Gene Ontology annotation, molecular function: RNA polymerase II transcription regulatory region sequence-specific DNA binding; zinc ion binding; DNA-binding transcription factor activity, RNA polymerase II-specific. The transcript has 7 exons. NCBI's taxonomy places the organism in Eukaryota, Metazoa, Arthropoda, Insecta, Diptera, Culicidae.